AUGUCUUCUCCAACCCAACGCCGCCAUCGCGGCUCGACCACCGACGCUGGUGUCUUCGACGAUGCCAAAACCUACUACACCUCUGACGACCGUCACAACAACCGUGCCGGCCCUCGAACUCGAACCUACUCCCAGAACAGCUUGUUCAAGCAAUUCGAGCGUAUUGGACUGCGUGAACCCUUCCGCCGCGGCAGCCAUGGCAACGGUCGAAAGUUCCUCAUCAAUGUCGACGAGACCCUGGAGAGCUUGCAAGCCCAGGAAGACACCGAUGGAAACAUGCAGAUCACCAUUGAGGACAACGGCCCAAAGGUACUUGCGCUGAGAACUGCCGCCUCUGCCGGCCACAACCGAUUCGAUGUCCGAGGAACAUACAUGCUCUCCAACUUGUUGCAGGAGCUCUCACUCGCCAAGGAGUAUGGACGCAAGCAAAUCAUCCUCGACGAGGGACGACUGAACGAGAACCCCGUGAACCGCUUGUCUCGCCUCAUCCGCGACCACUUUUGGGACGGUCUGACCAGACGAAUCGAUGCUUCGAGUGUGGAAAUCGCGGCCAAGGACCCCAAAGACUGGACGGACGACCCUCGCCCGCGCAUUUAUGUUCCUGUGGGAGCGCCGGAGCAAUUCGAGUUUUACACCAAGGUCGCCAAGGAGAGACCGGAGAUCCGCCUGGAUGUUCAGCUACUUCCCGAGGUUAUCACCCCGGAGCUGGUCCGCGACAUGAAUGCUAAGCCUGGUCUCCUUUGCGUCGAGAUGGAAAAGAUCAAGGAUCCUGUGACAGGCGAGGACACGCUCAGGGGCUUGCCUUUCGUCGUGCCCGGAGGACGCUUCAACGAGCUGUACGGCUGGGACAGUUACAUGGAGUCCCUGGGACUCCUGGUUAACGACAAGGUCCAUCUCGCCAAGUCAAUGGUGCAAAACUUCUGCUUUUCCAUCCGUCACUACGGCAAGAUUCUGAACGCCACUCGCUCCUACUAUCUCUGCCGUUCUCAACCUCCAUUCCUUACCGACAUGGCUCUCCGUGUCUACGAGAAGAUCAAGCAUGAGCCUGAUGCCAAAGAGUUCCUGCGUACAUCCAUGCUGGCCGCCAUCAAGGAGUACCACAGUGUCUGGGUUUCUGAGCCGCGCCUGGACCCCGUCACUGGCCUUUCUCGGUACCGACCCGAGGGAUUGGGAGUGCCUCCCGAGACGGAAGCUGGUCACUUCGUUCACGUUCUCGAGCCGUAUGCUGAGAAGUACGGCAUGAGCUGGCAGGAGUUUGUGCAAGCCUACAACCACGGAAAGAUUAAGGAGCCUGAGCUUGAUGAAUACUUCCUUCACGACAGAGCUGUCCGCGAGUCUGGCCACGACACAUCGUACCGUCUCGAGAAGGUUUGCGCUAACCUCGCGACCAUCGACCUGAACUCACUCCUGUUCAAGUAUGAGACGGAUAUUGCGCGCACCAUCCGCAAUGUGUUCAACGAUAAGCUCGUCAUUCCCGCAGAGUUCGCUGUUGGUCCGCUCAAGGCUGGUGAGGUGGUUACGUCGGCCAUUUGGGACCGCCGCGCAAAGCGCAGAAAGCUCGCCCUCGACAAGUACCUCUGGAACGAGGAGGAAGGCAUGUACUUCGACUACGACACCGCUAAGAAGGAGCGGUGCACGUACGAAAGCUGCACGACUUUCUGGGCGCUGUGGGCAGGCGUUGCCUCGCCCAAGCAGGCAGCGGACAUGGUGCAGAAGGCCCUCCCCAAGUUCGAGGCGAUUGGCGGUCUCUUGUCGGGUACGCUGAAGUCUCGUGGUGAAGUCAGCUUGGAGAGACCUAACCGACAAUGGGACUACCCCUACGGCUGGGCUCCUCAGCAGAUGCUCGCCUGGACCGGACUGGUGCGAUACAGCUUCAAUGAGGAGGCCGAGCGUCUGGCGUACAAGUGGUUGUUCAUGAUGACUAAGGCUUUCGUUGACUUCAACGGAGUCGUUGUUGAGAAGUACGACGUUACUCGCCCAAUCGAUCCCCACAGAGUGGACGCCGAGUACGGAAACCAGGGUCUGGAUUUCAAGGGCGUUGCCAAGGAAGGAUUCGGAUGGGUCAACGCCAGCUACGUUUACGGUCUGCAGAUUGUAAACGCCCACAUGCGUCGUGCCCUGGGCACGCUCACCCCGUACGAUACCUUCAUCAAGGCCAUUGAGCAGAACAACGAGAAGUCCCUUGCAGAGCUGGCCUGA
Messenger RNA from Colletotrichum chrysophilum, 2199 nucleotides. RefSeq names its product alpha,alpha-trehalase nth1 (gene NTH1). Lineage: Eukaryota; Fungi; Ascomycota; Sordariomycetes; Glomerellales; Glomerellaceae. The transcript is spliced from 5 exons. Gene Ontology annotation, cellular component: cytoplasm. The coding region runs from base 1 to 2199 and encodes 732 amino acids. Gene Ontology annotation, biological process: trehalose catabolic process. The record is from RefSeq and is a predicted model, not a curated record. Gene Ontology annotation, molecular function: calcium ion binding; alpha,alpha-trehalase activity.